Molecule: messenger RNA, 2268 nt
Organism: Scophthalmus maximus (turbot)
Lineage: Eukaryota; Metazoa; Chordata; Actinopteri; Pleuronectiformes; Scophthalmidae
Product: homeobox protein Hox-D11b-like
Exons: 3
Coding region: 498-1529 (343 amino acids)
Biological process (GO): regulation of transcription by RNA polymerase II; anatomical structure development
Cellular component (GO): nucleus
Molecular function (GO): DNA-binding transcription factor activity, RNA polymerase II-specific; RNA polymerase II cis-regulatory region sequence-specific DNA binding
Source: RefSeq, a predicted model, not a curated record
GUGUGUGUGUGUGUGUGUGUGUGUGUGUGUGUGGGGCUGGCAGGGCUUGGAUUUGACAUGGCCCGACUACAAAAACAUGCAGGCAGACUUUCGGUUUCCCUGACUGUGCUCGGUCGACUCGGAUCGAGCAGGCACAAGGUCAAAGACAAUGUUUUGCUCACUUUCCGUGCAGAGGACACCGAGAGGAGCUCUCGCUGGGGUCUCGUGGGUGAAUUGAGGAAUGUGGAAAUUUGGCUUAAUUUAUUCAUGUUCUAUUUGCAUCUCUGGCUUCUUCUUUCUUUUUUUUUUUUAACUUCCAGUGACACAUUGUCACAGUGCAGAGGCUCGAAGUUGACAUGAAGUUCAUGUUGGUCGUGUAGGUUCUUUCAUGGGAUCAGCAGCUCGAUUGCUUGUCUCUCAUGUGGACACAGAUUGGACGACGACCAAAAAAAGUCACAGCCUGUUUUCGAAAAAUUUCUCUAUAUCUCAAGUCUUGUUGUUUUUUUUUUUAACCAUCCAUGUAUUUGCCGAGCUGCACGUACCCGUCAAAGUCCGACUUUGGCACCGUACCUGCGCCGUUCCUGACGGAGAGCGGCGCAGCGGCGCGCAGGCUGUCGGAGUACCGGGGCUACUGCUACCAUGAGCCCCUGCAGCAGUAUCCUCCACCUCCUCCUCCUCCUCCUCCUCCGGGCAAAUGGACCCUGUACCAGUCGAACGGCCCCAUCACCUCCUCUCCUCCUCCUCCUCCUCCGGGUAAAUGGACCCUGUACCAGUCGAACGGCCCCAUCACCUCCUCUCCUCCUCCUCCGCCGCCGCCGUCGUGCUUCAGCCUGCCGGGGGAUGUUUACCACGAGUACCACCACCACCACCACCACCACCAGGGCUUACCGUCCCCGCCGGAGUCGCUAUUCAAAGGCGGCAAGGAGUGCUUCCUGAGCGGCGGGGCGGUGUACGGCGCGUCGUCCGACCCCCGGUUCCGCGCGCACGCGUUCGCCGGCGACCCGCGGGGCUUCCCCGGGGCCAGAUACGCGGAGCCGCAGCUCCUCUUCCCGGAGCUGCGCCGCGGCGGCAUCCUGCUGCCGGUCUUCGACCAGUUCAUCGAGUACGCGGAGGACGCGGAGACCCCGAGGGCGGCGGCGGCGGCCACCGGCGACCGGCGCCAGAAGGACGCGAGCCGGACGCAGUGGACGAGCUGCGCCGGCGGCGAGGCGGGGGCCGCGUCGGCGUCGUUCCCGGCCGGGAAGGAGGAGGACGAGGAGGAGGAGGAGGAGGAGGAUGCGCGCGGCGCUGGAGGAGACAGCGGGCACGAACACACGGAGCCGUCUGCGGCAAGGAAGAAGCGCUGUCCGUACACCAAGCAGCAGAUCCGGGAGCUGGAGAGAGAGUUCCUCUACAACAUCUACAUCAACAAGGACAGACGCAUGCAGCUGUCCCGCCUGCUGUUCCUGACAGACCGACAGGUGAAAAUCUGGUUCCAGAACAGACGAAUGAAAGAGAAGAAACUGAAACGAGAGCGACUGCAGUACUACACACAGUACCACCUGUUCUGACGGAGGGGUGCGGCGCGCAGGACGUAAAAGAGAACACAACAUGGCCCGUUCUUUUUUCCAUUUCCAUUCUGAUGUCCACCGCGAUGUGACAAGCGCUGCAAACACACACUGACGCAGGCGCCGGUUCCUUCCGGUCACGCCGGGCAGGUUUGAUGGAGGCGCGAGUGAGAGAUGUUUUAAAAAAAAAACACAACGAGGCCUUCCUCUGAGGAGACCUCCAAGGGUCACGGUCGCCCCCCCCCCCCCAUGUUUUUUCUUUGUGUGGAGUAUAACCAACACAGAUCAUCAGAGGCUUCUUUUCCUUUUUAAAUAUCUUUUUCAACAAAAGCAUUCAAAAAUGAUUCCGCUUGCCUUAUUAGAACCCGUCUUCUUCCCUCCGAAGUCAUGUGGCUCACCGUGAAGAAGACUCUCUCUCUCUCUCUCUCUCUCUCUCUCUCUCUCUCUCUCUCUCUCUCUCUCUCCGUCCUCGGCCUUCAUGUUCUGUAAAUACCGAGAAAUGAUCACACGCACUGCACAUUCUUUGAAAAAACUCUGAGAUGUACAGAAGCUCCUUAUAUUCAUGUCCACGACGGAGCUCCUCGGGGACAUUUUGUUGCGUGCUCUUUUUUUCUCACAUCUAUCUGUCUAUAUCUCUGUAUAUAUAUCUAUAGCACUUGUACCUAUUAAAAUCUGAAGCCAUAUGCAGGGUGUUGUCCUGAUGUGUUUUUUUUUAUACAGUAAUAAAACGAGAUGAAAGUCA